This is a messenger RNA of Nasonia vitripennis (jewel wasp), 2192 nucleotides long. RefSeq lists its product as uncharacterized. The transcript is spliced from 3 exons. Bases 293 to 1804 code for a protein of 503 amino acids. NCBI's taxonomy places the organism in Eukaryota, Metazoa, Arthropoda, Insecta, Hymenoptera, Pteromalidae. The record is from RefSeq and is a predicted model, not a curated record.
UAACUCCGUAUACGCCCUAUUCGCUGUAUAACAUUAUCCACCCAAUAUUCAUAAUUGUUACAAUAGACCGACUGGUCAGCCUUUUAGAAGCUCACAACCACAGCCAAACCCUAAUCAUCGCGACCUGUAUCAUCCGUAUGAUACGAGCAAUCCAUGGACAUCACGGAGAAUAGCUGAAAAUGGUCCCGGUUUCGGCUCUACACUGGAUGUUCCAGACAGCAUUGCAUCAUCCAAUAGCCCUCCAUCUAGGGACAUUCAGAGGGUUCCUAAACCCGUCGAUUCCAACGAUGACAUGAUGAUUUUGGAGCCAAUGCCAAGACAUCGCGAGAGUAGCUGGACCGACUGGAUGCCAGAUUUCUUCGGCGACGACUCACCCCCUGGACCUGGUCCACUCAUAGGACCCAUGGAAUUCCCUGGCAUUGGGAAGAAGGUGUUCAUCAGGCAGAAUGAACCGCUUGACGAAGACAUAAAUCGAGUGGUCAUUCAUAUUAUCAAUAGAGAAGCGCCUCCCACCUAUGGUCCCCCGGUCAGUCAUCAGUCGCAUCCACCUCAACAGUACAAUCAACUGCCCUAUUAUACGGAGGAUCCCAUGAAACAACACGAUAGCAACUAUAUGAGUCCUGGGAAAUCAUCUGUGAUCCAGCAGGAUGAAUAUCCUUCUAAGAUGACCAGUAGUGAUCCAUGGAAGCUUUCUGGAACUGCGCCGGACAAAGAAAUCAAAGACAGAAAAACAGGUUACCUAACUCACGACAGAUUACUCGAAGUUCCAAAUGAUCCUCGAUACUCCGUCAUGCUUUUGAAACAAUCUGGAUCCAAUACACCUAAUGUAGUUUGGAGUCGACCCCCGGAUCAUCGUGGUAACUACUAUGGGCGCAGUCUUGACUCCACCGAAUCGAAGGAUCCUGCCACCUUCCCAUCGACGAAUAACAGCUCUUCCGCGAGCGAUAAGCAAUCCAACCUACCGCAAUCUAAAGCUUCGGGCAAAGUUCUGGAACAACAGCACAAUACGCUCCGCAGAUACGGCUACCAGAACAACAACCGCAGUCCGCAGUAUGAAAUCCCGCGCUUCAAGCAACCGCUUAAUCACCUGGAUGAAAUUACACUCGUGAACAAGGCCGAACUCAAUAGGAGACGCGGUGGUGGUUUCACUCCAUUUUUCGACGGUUCACCGAUCAGAACACCGAGACAUCAUCAGUACUCCGGCACGAAGCAUUUCGCCAGAUCGUUACCACCGCCGAUUCGACAAAAGCUUCCAGCGGCCGCCAGUGGGGGUCUACAGGUCAUACCGGCGCCAAAUCUGCAACGUGGUCCCCUCGACAGCGAUAACUCGACGGAUGCAAAACCGAGCAAAAACUCCACGGGCGAAGAGGUGAUGCACAACAUCAUGUCGAUGACGGCGAGCCAGAGCUGGAAGAACGCCACCUCGCGGAGUCCGAAGAUGAUCGGGGAGAAGAAAGCCAUCGAGACAGAGGAGAAGAAGACGACGACAUCCAAACCUGAAGCCGUCGCGGUGAUCGAGAGGAGGAUCGACGAGGAGCCGACUAUCGAGGAGGAAACCAAAGAGGAGCAAGCGCCGACCGAAAGUGUGCCAAUCGUCAGCAGCACUGGCGAGCCUGUUGUGGCAAAUAAAACCGAUAAGGCCGAGGCCAAGAUGAAGGAGGCCGUGCAGAAAAUGAUGGGCUCGUUCAGCCUGUGGCGGCACAAGGUGGUCAGCACGAAGUUCCUCAAAGAGUUGGAGGAGAAGCAGAAGCACAAGAAGCCGAAAGGCAGUAAACAGAGCGAGACCGAUGCGAAGAGCCGAUAACAGUAUAAGCUUGAAUACAAGCGUUGAGGAGAGCGAGAGUCGACUUGCUCGAUAAGGACCGUCAUGCACGAGUGAAAGCUAGAUUUAAUGUACAAUUUUUAGAGCCUAAUGUAAUUACACGUUUGUUUUUAGAGAAAUCGAAGUUUUUUUGGAAUCGCACUUGCUGCUAGCUGUUAUCAUAUUUGUUACGAGAGAGAUGUUUUCACAGCGAUUAUGCAUACCCAGAUGUAAAGAUGUACAAAGAAAAUUAUAUUUAUGUGUGAAUUGUAAUUACGUAUGCAUGUAUACCAUAUUUGUUGUCGUGAUACUUUGAUUGUGGAAAAUAAGAAAGGACUGGUUCCUAAAUGAAAUAGAUCAAGAUAGCCAUAUUAAAAGAUAUUAUGAAAAU